ACGUCGUCGUAAGCGAUCCGUGCCAUGCCAAGCGGCGGCGACGUACGCAACUUUUUGGGCCCCGACGUGAGGUCUGCCGCCUUUCCCGCGCCUCCGCUCACGGCUCGCCCCCUCCUUUCCGCCUCCCGCGGCCACGCAGGCGAGCCCAGCGACCGGGCUUCUAUUCCCGGGGACCUAGACGUGAAAAAAACUCCAGCCACCCGCUAGCUGCCCCCAUCCUCCGCAAGAGAGAGAAAAAAAAAACAACCUCCGGCCAUCCGCAUCGAUGCGAUUCGGCUGGGGCGGCGCAGGGGUGGUGGUUCCGCGGCCGGGGUCGCUGGGGCGCCGCCGUCCCGCGUGGGAGUCUCCCCGGUCCUGAAGAUCCGUCGUCGAGGGUACCGUAGGGGCGCGGCGGGCCUCUGAUUCUGUGGUUUCUGCGGAUUUCAGGGAGGGGUUUCGGCGUUACUGUUUGAUCAUGCUGGGUGGCUGUCUGUGGCGGAGGGGAUGGAAUGCUGAUUCUUUGGGGAGGAAUUGAUUGAGGCAGUAGGCGCUGAUUUGAUAACAACAAUAGUUCAGUGUGGUGGUUGUAUCUGAAGAAGAGGAGCAUUUUCCCUUUGAUUUGGUGCUUUUUCCUGCGGCCGCGGUCAUGGAGCAUAUUAUUGCGAGCAAGUUUAAGCUCGGGAGGAAGAUUGGCAGUGGCUCGUUUGGGGAGCUAUACCUUGGUAUUAAUAUACAGAAUGGAGAGGAAGUGGGUAUAAAGUUGGAACCCGUGAAGUCGAAGCAUCCACAACUGCACUAUGAAUCCAAAGUUUACAUGCUGAUGCAGGGUGGAAGCGGUAUCCCACAUCUGAAGUGGUAUGGUGUCGAGGGAGAUCACAAUGUUAUGGUGAUUGAUCUUCUUGGCCCAAGCCUGGAGGACUUAUUUAACUCCUGCAACAGGAAAUUUACUAUGAAAACAACCCUUAUGCUUGCUGAUCAACUAAUAACACGGGUGGAAUACAUGCAUUCCAAAGGAUUUCUUCACCGUGACAUCAAGCCAGACAACUUCCUUAUGGGCUUAGGCCGGAAAGCGAAUCAGGUCUAUAUAAUUGACUAUGGGCUUGCUAAGAAAUACAAGGACCUCCAGACUCAUAAACACAUCCCCUACAGGGAGAAUAAAAAUCUGACAGGAACAGCACGCUAUGCUAGUGUGAAUACUCAUCUUGGAAUAGAACAAAGCAGGAGAGAUGAUCUAGAGUCUGUUGGUUAUCUUCUACUGUAUUUUUUGAGAGGAAGUCUCCCAUGGCAGGGUCUUAAAGCUGGCACUAAGAAACAAAAGUAUGAUAGAAUUAGUGAAAAGAAAAUGCUUACCCCGGCAGAGGUUCUGUGCAAAUCUUAUCCAUCGGAGUUCAUCUCAUAUUUCCACUAUUGCCGUUCCCUGAGAUUCGAAGACAGACCAGAUUACUCUUACUUGAAGAAACUAUUCCGGGAUGUAUUUGUUCGUGAAGGAUAUCAAUUUGAUUAUGUAUUUGACUGGACCGCACUCAAGUAUCCUCAUAUGAGUUCCAGUAACAAGCUUGUUCGACAACCGAGUGGAAGAUUGGCUGGAGUUGGGCCAUCUGUUGAGAGAACAGAAAGACCUUCAGUAGGACAAGAGAUCCGGGAUAGAUUCACCGGUGCUGUGGAGGCAUUUGCCAGAAGAAACUCGAGCUCUGGUCGCCACGGACACGGAGACCAUUCGAGGCACAAAAGCACUGCUGAUUCAUUCAGUUCAUCUAGAGAAGCUCUUGCUGCUGAUACGGAGAAAACACACAUCUUGUCCCGGACUGGGAGCUCAUCGAAGAUGGCUGGCACGCAAUCCAGCCGGCCAACCUCUUCAGGGGACUGCACCGGUCGGUUGUUCUCGGGAAGUGGCGGCAGCAGCAGCCGCCCGUCGUCGUCGACCGUUCAAAGGCUCCACCAAUCCGGAGGCAGCGGUGCGGAGAACGGCUCGUCUUCACCCAUACCCGUCGCCCGGAACGCACCAGGGAGAUCAAGCCGACGGGACAGCCACUCGGCAUUCCGGAGCUUCGAGCGCCUGUCGAUCAGCGCUGACAGAAGGAAGUGAUCGACGACCCUGGAGGCGAUGACAAUUGCCAAGGAUUUAACACCCGUCGAUCUGUGCACUCACAAGAGUUCAGCAGACAUGAACAAUGACUUGACGACGAAUGGUUAAGCAGAAUGGCCAGGAAAGAGUGGUGUCCUGGUUGCCAUGCAUGCAUGUUCUUUCUUCAAACUCCAAAUGAGAUGUUUGUCAUAUAAGAUCAUGGGCUAGAAGUAUGUAAUUCUUUUCAACGGCAAAUUCGGCUUGAUGUGUACCCCUCUUCUUCCAGUAUAGGAUUUUGAAUCAUAGGGAAGAAGAGGCUGCCAAAUUUAUAUAUAUAUAUUGAUCUUCUAUGAUCAUAGUUUCAUAAAAA
Triticum urartu is the source of this 2414-nucleotide messenger RNA. Lineage: Eukaryota; Viridiplantae; Streptophyta; Magnoliopsida; Poales; Poaceae. The record is from RefSeq and is a predicted model, not a curated record.